Molecule: messenger RNA, 435 nt
Organism: Penicillium angulare
Lineage: Eukaryota; Fungi; Ascomycota; Eurotiomycetes; Eurotiales; Aspergillaceae
Product: F-box protein
Exons: 1
Coding region: 1-435 (144 amino acids)
Molecular function (GO): protein binding
Source: RefSeq, a predicted model, not a curated record
AUGCAGUCCCCACAGCAUAUUGAGGAACAGGCUAUCUUACUCCUGGACCUCCCUUCAGAAAUUCAUAUGCAAAUCGCUUCGCUCCUGUCAUACCCAGAUGCCCUGGCUUUAAAACAUACCUCCCGCCAUUUCUACUCUAUGGUGUACACAGGAGUGCACCUGAAGGUUGAUUGGCUCGUCGAGCGAUUUGAGCACAAGCUCGAAUGUCCCAUGGAAAAAUGUUCAUUCCGCACAGAUGAAGCCUUCUGCAAUGGUAGGGUCCGUCGCAUUAUGGAGCGUCGGCGAUGGCAUCUUGAAUGUCGUUCUGUGCCCGGCGGUUGCUGGGUCGUCGAGGGUCAAACAUGCCAAAAAGAUCUGGUAUCAUCUUGGAUGAAACUGUAUCGAACGCAAGAUAAGAUUGAACGAAUGGGGGGUUUUAUAUGUGAAGGUCAGUGA